This is a messenger RNA of Camelus dromedarius (Arabian camel), 4851 nucleotides long. RefSeq names its product NCK adaptor protein 2 (gene NCK2). The record is from RefSeq and is a predicted model, not a curated record. Gene Ontology annotation, biological process: signal transduction; positive regulation of endoplasmic reticulum stress-induced intrinsic apoptotic signaling pathway; cell migration. The transcript is spliced from 4 exons. The coding region runs from base 2679 to 3809 and encodes 376 amino acids. NCBI's taxonomy places the organism in Eukaryota, Metazoa, Chordata, Mammalia, Artiodactyla, Camelidae. Gene Ontology annotation, molecular function: signaling adaptor activity; receptor tyrosine kinase binding.
CUGGUCUGUUGCUUUUUUUUUUUUUUUAAAUCUUCUUCCACCUAAGACUUUAAAAAGCAGCUUAGCAAGUUAGAUUUUCUGAGAGUUCCUUUUAUUCAGUGUAACAUGGGAUUCUUGCUAAGCUCUAGUCUAGACUGGUCACAUGACACUCAGGACAGUGAUCUGGUUAUAAGACAGCAAAUUUGCGGCGCUUGCUUCUUCCUGUUGGCUGUAGCCGGGCGGGAACUAGCUUAGUUAACAAAGGCAGAAAUAAGGUUUCUUGAGCUGCCCGAGCUGGAGGCACGCAUGUGUAUGUCGUUUGGCUCUGCCCUCCGUGACUCUACCUUAGCCUAAAUCAGAAUCUCACUUCUGACUGAAAAUUCCAGUGGUCAGUCAGGAUAUACUUUUUCAGACUUUCUUCUGGUGGGGCUUUUCCACGUUAGGAAUUUAAGUCAGUUUGUAUGUCUGGUUUUAUUGCGGAAAAUCUUGGUUCAGCGCUGGUCUCUUACCCACUGCAGUGCUUCCUGCACCCAGAGACGUACUCCUCCUGGUGAGUCACGGCUGCUGCCGGGCUCCUGGGGCAGCUUCCCGAGGCCUGGGGUGGAACCCCCACCCUGGCCCCACCCGAGGGCCCCUCCAGGUGGACGUCCGGCAGCCUCUGCAGCCCGCGAGGCAGAGGGGGGUCCGUGUCCCAGGUGCUGGUGGGCAGGGCUGGGGGUGGGGGGGGGUCCUUCCUGCACCUGGGCCUGCACCUGGGCCCUGACCGACGCGGAGGCAGAGGGAGAGCAUCUGCAGCCUUGUUCUAAGGGGCGUCUGCUCAUACUCCACGCCUUGCUCAGCCCUGGCUCCCCGCCCGUCCUGCUCACACCCCGCAUCCUAAGCGGCACCCCCACCAUCCCACCCUCCUCUGGGCCCCAGCCCCCCCACCCUCACUGCAAGUCACUGCAGCUCUGUGGUCCUGUCUCCUGAAAGCUCAUGCUCCCCUGAAAGGCAGGUGUUUUGGAGAUGGAAUGAGUGGUCCUCCUGCACUCGAGUCCUCCCCUGGACUGAGCGAUCACCUUCCCACGGCCCACGCUCCGGGCCCAGGAAGCGGACCCGCAAGGGGGCCUGUGGACACUGCGGACACUCAGGCCACGCUCCUAGAGGUUCCGAUAUUAUUGGCAGGGUGGAGCCAGGCACUGACAUCUUUCCAGGCUCCCAUGGGAUAGUCAGUGCACACCGAGACAUACCAGCCUGGCCAGCUCAUUUCCCUGCUUUUCUGCAGUUAAGUCAUGCAGGAAAUUAAUAAGUUGCUUUGAUUGGUCUUAAGUGGUGGGCAGUCCUUGUUAAAAAUCUCUCUUCAAAACUGUGUCAUUAAGAAAGAAGCCUGGUAUUCGAGUAAACCAUUCUCUGACCCCCGUUCCUGUGUCUGCUCUGGCCCCUCCCAUUAUGAUUGAAAAAAGAAACGACCUUCAUGACUUUCAAAGAUCUAACUGGACGGUAAGGUCAGCAUAGAGUGAGACACAGGGUGAACUUGGGGUUUUCUGCAGUUGGAAAUGGGCUUUGUGAAAGUCUGUCCUUGGAUGCUGUGGACAUCGUGCAGAAAGUCUGUUAAACAUCUCCUCCUUCCCGAAAGGUUUGCCGUCUGAAUGUGGGAGUCCGUUCACAAAAGAGGAGAACAUGCAUUAUUUAUAACUGUCUUUAGCAUCAAGUGGAAGGUGUCAUGUUAUUUAAGAAUGGUGUUCAUGCUUCUGUGGAGUCGGUGUGCAUGUGUCCCCUCUGCAAUCCUGAAGUCAUCCCUGCAAAUAAUGAGAACUCCUCUCUGUCAGAAAAGGGGAUUUUAGUCCAGAGUCUUUCCAUUAUUCAUUUCUUCGUAGCUCUGAGUAAACAUCUAGUCAUUUAAAGGGCUAAGUGUUCAAUUUUUCUGCUGAAAAAAUCAGCGGCCCAUCUUCUCCCUGAGAUGUACGGAGCUGCUGAAGUAGCUCGUAACUAGAUUCGUGUCAGUCGUUCAUGUGUACCUUUGCCAUUGGUUACUUUCAGAACUGACUUAACUAGGUAUGUAAUAUACUGUAUUUUUUGUUGUAUUAAUAAACUUCAUUUAUAAAAUUCACUAAUAAAAUUCAUUUUGGAAUAAUUUUGUAUUUCGGUUCACUCCUGCUGCUGGACGUUUUAUGAGUCUCGACAAAUGUGUAAUGACGUGUGUCUACUGUUAGCGUAGCAUUCAGAACAGUGUCACUGCCCUGAACAUCCUUGCGUUCCAUCUAAUCAUUCCUCUCCCCACUCGGCCCUUGGCCACCACUGACCUUUGUAGUGUCUCCCUAGUUUUGCCAUUUCCAGAAAGUCAUGUCCCUGGAGUUGUUAAAGAAAAAAAUGACACUUGUUGAAGAGCAGUGAAGCAGACUGUGCUCGGCUGCGGGGGUGGUACCACAGGGGAGUUCCGCAGUAGGGGAGAGAGGUGGGGCUCACCCCCACACACAGAAGGGGAAGUGGGGAUUUACAGCCACAGAGCAGGUGGGAAGUCCGUCCGUGAAUGGAAACCACUAAGAGGAACACGAGCCAUCAGAGGGGACCGGGCCCUGCUGACCUAACAGGACCCUUCCCGAGAGCAGGCGGGGAUGGGCAGCAGGAUCCGUGCUGGGGCUGCGUGAGGCAGACGCAGACAUGGGAUUUCAGGGCAAUGAGUGUUCCGGGGAGCCUGACGGAGGAGGACUCCAUGAAAGAUGACAGAGGAGGUCAUCGUGAUAGCCAAGUGGGACUACACGGCCCAGCAGGACCAGGAGCUUGACAUCCGGAAGAACGAGCGUCUGUGGCUGCUGGACGACUCCAAGACCUGGUGGCGGGUGCGGAACGCGGCCAACCGCACGGGCUACGUGCCGUCCAACUACGUGGAGAGGAAGAACAGCCUGAAGAAGGGCUCGCUGGUCCGGAACCUCAAGGACACGCUCGGACUCGGCAGGACCCGCAGGAAGACCAGCGCCCGCGACGCGUCGCCCACGCCAAGUACGGACGCAGAGUUCCCCGCCAACGGGGGCGGCGCCGACCGCAUCUACGACCUCAGCAUCCCGGCCGUGGUCAAGUUCGCCUACGCGGCCGAGCGCGAGGACGAGCUGUCGCUGGUGAAGGGCUCGCGCGUCACCGUCAUGGAGAAGUGCAGCGACGGCUGGUGGCGGGGCAGCUACAACGGGCAGGUGGGCUGGUUUCCGUCCAACUACGUGCUGGAGGAGCUGGACGAGGCGGCUGCCGACGCGCCCGGAGGCCCGAGCCUGCGGCCGGGCGCCGCACUCAGCAACGGCCAGGGCGCGCGGGUCCUGCACGUGGUGCAGACGCUGUACCCCUUCAGCUCGGUCACCGAGGAGGAGCUCAACUUCGACAAGGGCGAGACCAUGGAGGUGGUGGAGAAGCCCGAGGACGACCCCGAGUGGUGGCGCUGCCGCAACGCCCGCGGCCAGGUCGGCCUGGUGCCCAAGAACUACGUGGUGGUGCUGAGCGAGCGCCCGGCCCCGCACGCCGGCUCCGGCCCCGCGGGGCCCGCGCGCUCCGGCCGCUUCGCGGGCCGGGAGUGGUACUAUGGCAACGUGACGCGCCACCAGGCCGAGUGCGCGCUCAACGCGCGGGGCGUGCAGGGCGACUUCCUGGUCCGCGACAGCGAGUCCUCGCCCAGUGACUUCUCCGUGUCUCUCAAAGCAUCAGGGAAGAACAAACACUUCAAGGUGCAGCUGGUGGACAAUGUCUACUGCAUCGGGCAGCGGCGGUUUCACAGCAUGGACGAGUUGGUGGAACACUACAAAAAGGCCCCCAUCUUCACCAGCGAGCACGGGGAGAAGCUCUACCUCGUCAGAGCCCUGCAGUGACCGCCGCGGCCUGCGUGCCCCCCGUGGGUGACCUGCAGCCCGGGCCCUGUCCAUGGUACUGCUCCCUCCGCCCGGUGCUCCUUUCCGCCUGCCCCCUCGCCAUCCCAGGCCCCGCCGGCCAGUUUAGGAGACGGGGCAGUGGAAGAGGGGCGAGUUUGUCCACUUUAUUCCUUCUACUUGGGAAACAGCCUUAGUCUGUUCAAACCGCUCAGGCCAACAGACCCCUCGUAAAGGAGACACCGGGCGCGGUUUGAAUGCACCGAAGCUGCCGUUAAUUCAGUGAACUACAGCACCUUCGAGAGUGGUGCCGGGGCUCUGGGCGGCACCGGCAAGGGUCCUGGCCCUGGUCCUGGCAGCCCCGGGCCCACGUCCUUGGCGCAUACACGGCCCCAGACUCUCCGGGGUGGGAGUCGGGGCCGUGUGCUCGUGGCAAUACCAGAACCGCCGGGUGAGACAGGAGGGAGGAUGCUGUCCAGUGCCUUUGGGGCUGUGCUUGCAAUAAAGAAAAGAUGUCCUUGAAGGUCGGUCUGCAGGAGAGGGGCCGGAGACUUGGAGAGACAGAGGCUUUGGAAAUGUACCCCCAGGUGUGCCGUCUGCCAGUGCUUUUUCCUCCAGCCCUGCGGCUCUGUUUCGAUUUCACAACUAUGUAUUUAAUUCUCAAAGUGAUACGUAUCUGUAGCCAUUUGUUGACACUAAUACAGAUGAUUAAGGAAAACAGCUGAUCUUUGGGGAAGGGGAGUGACCAACACUUCGUGCACACACACACACACACACACACACUAUAUAUAUAUAUAUAAAUAUAUAUUAUUUGCUUUACAGGGAAAUUUUUCAGGGUUUACAAAAGAAUAUGUGAUGGGUAGUAAGACACAGAAUGUUUAUGAAGAAAACGCAUUUUCUUUCUUCUUUACAUUUGAACUCCUUUAUAGUUUAAAUACACAGUCUUGAGAUGGCGCAUUCCUACAAUUGAGGAAGGGGUUUUAAGACCCCCUAAACUUGCAUACUCAGUUUUUUGGAUAUUGUAAUAAAAAAAGUAUUAAGACAA